This is a messenger RNA of Aspergillus alliaceus, 1884 nucleotides long. RefSeq names its product fungal specific transcription factor domain-containing protein. Gene Ontology annotation, cellular component: nucleus. NCBI's taxonomy places the organism in Eukaryota, Fungi, Ascomycota, Eurotiomycetes, Eurotiales, Aspergillaceae. Gene Ontology annotation, biological process: DNA-templated transcription. Gene Ontology annotation, molecular function: zinc ion binding; DNA binding. Bases 1 to 1884 code for a protein of 627 amino acids. The transcript has 3 exons. The record is from RefSeq and is a predicted model, not a curated record.
AUGUGUCAGGCUCAUGGUACCGAUUGUAUCUAUCUACAGCUAGGCGAUAGCUUUCAACGGAGAUCCAUAGCUUCGCCGCGGAAGUUGGCAGCCCGACCAAGACAGGCGCCCAGAACGGCAGGUCCACCAAGAGGGAACAAAUUUUCGACGGCAAGCUCUCUUCCUAGCCAACAGGCCCUUUUUCGACCGGUGAAUGUAGCUAGUACGUCAACGGCGCAUGACUCACACGUUGUUAGCAGACCCACAGCGAGUCUGGAGAUGUCGUAUCCUUCCAAUCAUGAGAAUUAUACCCGGGAGGAAACUCUCUCCAAUCUAGUUGGCAUUGUUACCGAGCCUGGCGACGAUAGCUCUCACAUAGUCAGUCCAGCAGUUGCCGAAGAUAACGAUGUCCUGGAAAGCUACCUCUCCACCGUCCCAGAUGCUCGGCGACGACGUAUAAUUCGGACGAAUCCGAGCUCGAGUCGGCCUGUAAGGCCAGUGUUGUUCAACACUGUUCCUAGACGACCAUUGGGAGUUUCGGCAAACCAGUCUCUUCCGGCUACAAAGUGCGAGUUCAUUGAAAAAUACCUUGAGCCAGUGGUCAGUGAUGUGGUGGACCUGUUCUUUCGUCAUGCCAAUAUAUGCUUUCCCAUAUUUGAUGAGAUGUCUUUUCGGAAUAUCUAUUACACGCAUAAAGAGAAUAUUUCACCGGCCCUUCUCUGCAAUUUGUAUGCCAACGCCCUGAUCUACUGGGAGAAUUCGCCCAUUUUGCGUUCCGAUCGCUUUCCUGAUAUCCGGUUUAUCUGGAACCAGGCGAACGAAGCUCUCCACUCGGAGCUGUUCUUGUCCCCCGGAAUAUCAACUGUGAUGGCGAUUAUUCUGAACGUUUGCGGAAGGCCAAGUACUUCGAUAUUCGGCAAUGGGGGAAUGGUUGGGACUGCAGUGGCCCUGUCCAAUGCUCUAGGCUUAAAUCGGGAUCCAUCCAAUUGGAAUAUUCGCCCGGUGGAGAAAAAGUUCAGAGUCCGGAUUUGGUGGCUGGUUGCUAUACAUGAUCGCUGGUGCAGUUUGGCAUACGGAACCCCCCUUCAAAUUCACGGUGCUCAAUGCGACGUGCCCUUUCCAACCAUGGACGACCUGUGUUCCCCUAGUGCCUCAUAUUCCCAACUUGCAGCUGCUUCUAUCUUUAUCUCUUUAACAACACUGACGGAAGUGCUGGGCCGUUAUCUAGAGCAUGUUUACAAGGUCUCCAAGAGCACAUUCUGUCCACCAGAAACGUCUGCCGUGGACCUUGAGCGGCUUCUCACCGACUGGGAAGAAUCUUUGAGCGAUGAUAGUCGCCGCGUUAUCCUCCGCGGCACACACCUAAGUUCCCCAGGGGCAGCAAACUUUCGACUAGCCUACCUGGCAGUCAAGCUUCUUCUCAGGCGUAUCCAGCUGGACCUCAACGCGGGUAUCACGCAAGUUGGCGACGUCACUACCUCUCCCUUCUAUACGCAAGCACAACGGGCAGCUGAGGAAAUCGUUCAUCUAGUAGAGGAGCUCGAUGAGUCCCAUCUUCGCGGGUUUUGGAUCCCUGUCCACGCCUUUUCUUUGACCUCCGCCACCACCUUCUUGCUUCGAAGCGGUCUUAGGAGGAACUCAAGCUCCAAUGCUCCUCUUAAACUUGCCAAAGAUAUGAUCAGCAUGCUAAGAUCACACAAUGACAAAUUUGGCUGGGAUCUUGCAGAUAACUGUCUGGCUAGUUGCAGCGAUUUGGUCGAGAAAUUAGGUUCCGCCGAAGUAGAAGGCGAAUCCUUGAUGUCUUCUCUGCCUGAUUUCCAGGAACAUCUUGAUAUUUACAACCCCUCAUUACUGGAUGAGUUACUCAUCGGAUUUCCCAGACCGACAGAUACGAUUGAACUUUAG